Brassica rapa (field mustard) is the source of this 732-nucleotide messenger RNA. RefSeq names its product pentatricopeptide repeat-containing protein At1g62680, mitochondrial-like. NCBI's taxonomy places the organism in Eukaryota, Viridiplantae, Streptophyta, Magnoliopsida, Brassicales, Brassicaceae. Gene Ontology annotation, molecular function: protein binding. The record is from RefSeq and is a predicted model, not a curated record.
AUGCUUAAUAUUGUUACCUAUACUUCUUUGGUGAAGGGUCUUUGUAAUUUAGGUAGAUGGAGUGAUGCGGCCGGGUUGUUGAGUCAUUUUAUCAAGAGGGAGAUUAGUCCUAAUGUGAUUACUUCUACUGCGUUAGUCGAUGCGUUUGUGAAGAAUGGGAAGGUUUUGGAAGCUAAGGAGCUAUACGAGGAGAUGAUAAGGAUGUCUAUAGAGCCUGAUAUUGUCACUUACAGUUCGUUGAUCAACGGGCUUUGUAUGCAAGAUCGCGUAGAUGAGGCUAGUGAGAUGUUUGGUUUGAUGGUGAGGAGAGGUUGUUUCCCUGAUGUGGUGAGUUAUAAUACUCUUAUUAAUGGGUUUUGUAAGGCGAAGAGGGUUGAGGAUGGGAUGAGACUCUUCCGGGAGAUGUCUCAGAGAGGUUUGGUGAGCAGUACAGUCACUUACAACACUCUUAUACAAGGCUUUUUCGAAGCGGGGGAUGUUGAUAUGGCUCAGGAGGUUUUUAGGCAGAUGGAUUCUCCUGAUAUAUGGACUUAUAACAUUUUGUUAGGUGGGCUUUGUGACAACGGGGAGGUGGAGAAAGCGUUGGUGAUGUUUGAGGAUUUGCAAAAGAGUGAGAUGGAACUAGACAUUGUCACAUAUACUACCAUUAUCCAUGGGAUGUGCAAGAGUGCAAAUUCAUCUACUUUCAGCGGUGAUGGAAUCACUGGCACGCUUCCAUCAACUCCCAAUUAG